Molecule: messenger RNA, 2767 nt
Organism: Xenopus tropicalis (tropical clawed frog)
Lineage: Eukaryota; Metazoa; Chordata; Amphibia; Anura; Pipidae
Gene: pou6f1
Product: POU class 6 homeobox 1
Exons: 13
Coding region: 682-2496 (604 amino acids)
Biological process (GO): DNA-templated transcription; regulation of DNA-templated transcription
Cellular component (GO): nucleus
Molecular function (GO): DNA-binding transcription factor activity; DNA binding
Source: RefSeq, a predicted model, not a curated record
UUGCAUAUAUUAUGUUCAUGACGCAGCAGCAAAAAAAUGUGCAUGUAAAAACUGCACUCAACUUUAUAAGAGGAGACGGCGCUUUUAUUCUAUUUUCCGUUGUAUUUCCCACACAGUGGUACCCGCAGUUUCGGCGCAGCAGCGUUACCGACAGAUUGGGGAAUUUAUUCUGAUUAAAUAUUAAUAAGGUGUUUGUGGAGCCCCGUUUUUUUUUCCUGGGAACGCGUCCCCCUUCCCAGCGCCGAGCCCUACAAGUGAGUUGUGAGGAGAAUUUAAAAGAGAGGUGGGAUGAGACCGCCAGCCCCAAAACCUCUCACAAAGGCUAAGAGCGCCGAAGCUCGAUGGAAAAGCGCAACAUUGAUCUGUUUUGCUAGAUUGCCUCUGUCUUUCCUGUAACAAUCCAUUGACUGGUUCAGUCUGAAUAAGAGGUCCUCUGGGAGAAGUUCUGCCACAAAGCAAUAUUAAGCUGUUAUAGUAAAGAAGGGGGACAGAGCUACAAAUAACAUGAUGAAAAUGAACUGUGCUACAUGUGACCUGCAAUGUUUUAUUAACUAAGAAAUGUUGCUUCAAUAGCCAGAUACUAUAAAAAGAAACUAGAAUGGAAAUCAACCACAUACGAAGGUGUUUUCUUCUUCUCAGGAUGCAGGAAGCAUAAGGGCUGUGUAGUCCAGACUUGAGGAUAUGGAUGCCGGAACCUUACAGCAGCAUGAUGGAUCACUUACUGUCAAUGAACAGGUGAUUGUUAUGUCUGGUCAUGAGACCAUCAGGGUGCUUGAAGUUGGUGUUGAUGCUCCAGUGCAGUCUGAGGAAAGUGGGAAAGCUGCAUCUGAACCUGCUGACACAAGUGAUAUGACAAGGGACAAUGUGCUAUGUCAUGCAGAAAACACAGGUACUGAACCAACAGUAAAAUCAACAGCUGGAUUAGUAACUACUUCUAUCCCAACUCUUUUCACCCACGCCUCAAGCCAGCCACAGCCCACUAUUGCAUCGUUUGCGGUGCAACCUGCACCCCAGGUUUUGACUCAGGAAAACUUAGCUACACUUGUGACAGGAGUUAUGGCUCCAGCAGGGCCAGUUGCUCAGCCUGUUCUUAUCCCAAUAAGUAUUGGUGGUCAAGUGGCCGGUCAGCAGGGUCUGGCUCUCUGGAACUUUCCCACUGCAACAGUUGCUACAUUGCCAGGUUUAACAACCGCUCCUCCUGCUGGUGGUGUUUUUAAACUGCCUUUAGCCAAUCUGCAAGCAGCUUCACUUUUGAAUACUGCUUUGCAAGCUCCAAUGCAGGCUGCCCAGGCCAUUCAGACUGUUUAUCAAACACAACCAGCACUCCAGGCCCAGCCUUCCCUACAGACAGCUGUUCAGCCAAUGACCACUCUGCAAGCUGCUUCACCUUUACAGGGGCAGACAGCUGUGCUGCCAGGCACACUACAGAAAGCAGCCGAGCCACAGUCGCAAAUCACAGUACAGCCAGCAAGCUUCACCUUCAAUCCAGCCAUUAUCAGUGCAGCUUCUCUUGGUGGUCAGGCACAACUGCUAGGCUCGCUGGCCGCCACUCCAAUAAUAGCCAAUGCCAUUCCUGGAGUACAAGGGAUUACAAGCCAGAUAAUAACCAAUACCCAGGGCCAGGUUAUUGGUACCCUACCGUGGUUGCUGAACUCACCGGGGAUCACUGCAGGUGCUGCAACAGCUGCUGUCUCUGCUCAGAAUCUGGUACAGACCGUGACUCCUCAGUUGCUGCUAAAUGCCCAAGGGCAAGUCAUUGCUACUCUGGCUAGCAGUCCCAUACAGCAAGGUGCUGUCAGAAAACAAACUCCUCAAGAUUCACCAGCUCACCCCAAGUCAGAACAACAGGUAAUCCAACCUACACCAGCUAUUACGCAACCUUCUGUGGUUGUGGCAAAUCCAGCUCCGCCCACCACAUCAACUUCUACGCAAGUCCAUAUCAGUUGUUCUGAGCCCCCAACUGUGGGUCAGCUAGUUUCCAAAGCACAUAGUGGGAACUAUGAUGACGAUGGAAUAAACCUGGAGGAAAUACGUGAAUUUGCUAAAGAGUUCAAAAUUCGACGCCUGUCUCUGGGUCUGACGCAGACACAGGUGGGCCAAGCCCUGACUGCCACUGAAGGACCAGCAUACAGCCAGUCUGCCAUAUGUAGGUUUGAGAAGUUGGACAUUACACCCAAAAGUGCUCAGAAGCUGAAGCCUGUAUUGGAAAAAUGGUUAAAUGAGGCAGAAAUGAGGAAUCAAGAGGGACAGCAGAAUCUAAUGGAAUUUGUAGGUGGAGAACCUUCAAAGAAGCGAAAAAGACGUACCUCUUUCACGCCACAGGCAGUAGAGGUUCUGAAUGCCUACUUUGAGAAGAAUUCAUUGCCUGCUGGGCAGGAAAUCACAGAUAUUGCUAAAGAGCUUAACUAUGACCGAGAAGUUGUUAGGGUGUGGUUCUGUAACCGGCGCCAAACUCUGAAGAAUACCAGCAAGCUCAAUGUCUUUCAGAUCCCUUAGAAGGGAAUAGGCAGUCUUGCUGUCACCACCUUAUCUUCUUACAUUUAAUGGUGGUGAUGCUAUGUGACAUUCUUUUGUGAAAGCACUUUGUGACUUGAUUUUGGCUUUCUGUGUUAUAACGAGUUGCCCAUUGGAGCCAACCCCUUUUCCUGUGUAUUAUUUUGCAACAGGACAGAUGCCAAGCAUGACAAGAGGUCGAUAGCCAUCACAGCGGGAUGUCUCCGGUCAAAUUGUGUUCCCUCUGUGGUGGGCAAAUAUCAGCUUCUGCAAA